This is a messenger RNA of Zonotrichia albicollis (white-throated sparrow), 1827 nucleotides long. RefSeq names its product G protein subunit beta 3 (gene GNB3). Lineage: Eukaryota; Metazoa; Chordata; Aves; Passeriformes; Passerellidae. Gene Ontology annotation, molecular function: protein binding. Gene Ontology annotation, biological process: signal transduction. The record is from RefSeq and is a predicted model, not a curated record.
AUGGGGGAAAUGGAGCAGAUGAAGCAGGAGGCUGAGCAGCUGAAGAAGCAGAUUGCGGAUGCCCGGAAAGCCUGUGCAGACACAACACUUGCUCAGAUUGUGUCUGGAAUGGAGGUCGUUGGACGCAUCCAGAUGCGGACCCGAAGGACCCUGCGGGGACACCUGGCCAAGAUCUACGCCUUGCACUGGUCCACAGACUCCAAACUUAUGGUCAGUGCCUCACAAGAUGGGAAACUGAUUGUGUGGGACACAUACACAACUAACAAGGUCCAUGCCAUCCCUUUGCGCUCCUCCUGGGUCAUGACCUGUGCCUAUGCCCCCUCUGGCAACUUUGUGGCCUGUGGAGGCCUUGACAACAUGUGCUCCAUCUACAGCCUCAAGUCCCGUGAAGGCAGCGUCAAAGUGAGCAGGGAGCUCUCAGCCCACACAGGAUACCUCUCCUGCUGCCGAUUUCUUGAUGACAACAACAUUGUGACUAGCUCUGGAGAUACCACAUGCGCGCUCUGGGACAUCGAGACGGGGCAGCAGAAGACUGUGUUCAUUGGUCACACUGGAGACUGCAUGAGCUUGGCUGUCUCCCCUGACUUCAAACUCUUCAUCUCGGGGGCUUGUGAUGCUACUGCCAAACUGUGGGACGUGCGGGAGGGCUCCUGCCGCCAGACCUUCUCCGGGCACGAGUCCGACAUCAAUGCCAUCUCCUUCUUCCCCAACGGCGAGGCCAUCUGCACGGGCUCCGACGACGCCACGUGCCGCCUGUUCGACCUGCGGGCAGACCAGGAGCUGAUCAUGUACUCCCACGAGACCAUCAUCUGCGGCAUCACCUCCAUCGCGCUCUCCCGCAGCGGCCGCCUCCUCUUCGCCGGCUACGACGACUUCAACUGCAACAUCUGGGACUCCCUGAAAGCAGAGCGUGUGGGAAUCCUUUCUGGGCACGACAACAGAGUGAGCUGCCUGGGGGUGACGGCGGAUGGCAUGGCUGUUGCCACUGGCUCCUGGGACAGUUUCCUCAAGAUCUGGAACUGAGGACGGCAGCAGGGAGGGGAGGAGCAGCGGAAGCACGGCCCACAGCCCGAGCCCAUGCGACACAGCAUCAGCAGCUGAGCACAACAGAAAUGCCUACCUACCACUCCCACUUGUCUCUAGACACAGGUCACUUGUAGGAGUCUCUCAGAGUGAAAGGAGAUCAGGGAGGAGAAGCAGGGGGAGCUGGGGAGCAGGAGCACAGGCACUGGCCCUUCUCUCCAUCUCUAAACAACCCCAGCGGUUUCCAGCCUUGUGCAGGCUUGAAGACCUGUUCUUUACAUCUCAGGACUUUGCAGUACAAUUCAGACACCCUGCACCUUCCUUCAAACACCUCUGCCCACACUGGUACCCCUCCUCUCCUCCCCCUGAGGACCCCUCAUGUAACACCCACCCCAAACUAAGCUCUCUCCCUGCUUUAACUCUACCUAACUUCUCUGUGCAGCUGUCCUGUAUCCAUGCAGACAGCCCAAGACACACUGGAUUUGAGAUUUCUAUGGCACCACCUCAAACAUAAAGCUAGAGUAAAUUUGGCUCAUUUUCACCAGGGAACACUUAGCUCAAGUCCUAUCUAUGCAUAAAGGGGGAAAGGCAGCCUUCAGACCUGCCAGAAUAGCAGGGAAUAUAUUUAUUCUUUUCCUAGUUCAAGUCUUAUCUAUGCAUAAAUGGCAGAAAGGUAGCCCUCAAGACCUGCCAGAAUAUCAGGGAAUAUUAUAUUUAUUCUUAUUUGUUGUCUGCUUCUUGCUGUUCCUUCCCUCUUUGCCUCACUCCUGCAUUGUGUGGUGACCCUGUCUAACCAGUAGCCAU